CCAUCCGAUCGGAGGGCCGUCCUGUCCUACUUCCAGACCACGGUCUCAGCCUGUGUAUCGUGUCUCUUGUUCUCCCCAUAAGCAUGUCUGUACCCCCUCAGUAAUACCCUCAAGGCUGCUACUCCAAUAUCGCGCGCUUUCCAGCAUCAACAACCGAACCGAACCUCUUAUCAGAUUGUCACCUGAGAUAUCAAAUACACCGACGAGUGUCCGGCUACAGAUACGACCAUGGAACGCUCAAGUCCCGCUCCCCAGUAUUCCCAUCUCGGAGACCAGAUCAACGCGGCCACAAGAUCGGUGCAUACCCAGCUUAACAGUCAGAUCAUCCGCCGUCUACCUCUGGCUCUACCUCCGGCUGCGAACACCCCCUCAACCUACGUAUCCGGUCUGCUCCACGUGGCUCCGGUGUACAUCACCUUCGAGACGUUAUGGUACAUGAUUCUUCUUUCCCAUAAGGAGCAGACGAAAGACUUCAGGAAUCCGUCCCCAUAUCAAAACAGACCGCCUUCUCCGCAACCACCGCAGGAAAAAGACCGAUUCCUCCUUGACCCGAAGACCUCACACCGUGUCCCAUUCCACGAUGGCGGCGAUGCGGGCCUAUCUCAACGCCCCGGCACCUCUGAACGCAUAUUUUCGAUCCUCGAAAGCCUCCGUCUUCCAGGGCUCAUGCGAGCCGACUGCCUACGGGCCGACAUACGCUGCCUGACAGGCUGGUCCAAGGACGUGGUGGAUGAGCAGAUUGAGGUCGCGGCUCAAAACGGGAACCUCAAGAAGUUCAUCACCCAUAUCAAACAAUCUGUGGGCGAGAGUCCACAUGUUUUACUCGCCUACGCAUGGGUCCUUUACAUGGCUCUCUUCUCCGGGGGCCGCAUCCUCAGAAGCUCGUUGGAAAAGGCGGGUCCGGAGUUCUGGAAGACAAAGUGUGAUCCCAUCAUGCCUCUCAACAAAGCAUGCGCAUAUCCGGACAAGUCCCAUGCGACAGCACCGAUGAGUGAGCGCCUCCGGUUCUUCCACUUCAGCACCAACCAAGACGGAGAAGAUCUGAAGCGCGAGUUUAAGAGACGCCUGGUGGAGGCGGAAGAUUUACUCACGACUUCGGAGCGGGCGAGGAUUGUGCACGAAGCUGUUCAUGUUUUUGAGAACAUGCUCGCACUUGUCUCGCAGCUGGAUCAUGUCUUCUUGGAGGGCACCAGAGAUGACAGCGUUCUGGACAUCAACGUGACGAGAACUGAUGCUGAUGCUGAUUCACCUUCACCCUCACCGGGACCUUCGUCCUUCAAGCCAUUGGAACAAGGUGGUCGGAUACGCGACAGCAUCAUGCUCUCGAAGGAACGGGGUGUCCGAACGGCCCCCGGCAUGAGAAACCAUCGUCGUUCUCGGUCUGUCUCUAUCGAUGAGCCACUUGACGAACGCGGCGACAGAUCAGACGUGCCGUCUCCAUACCUGGUAGCUUCUUUGCUCCGGCCCAUGGAGCAAGGCGGUCGACUGCGCGACAGCAUCGCUGUAUCAAGAGAACGCGGUCUCCGGACUGCUCACCUCAGUUCCCACAGCCAUUCUGAAUCCACCUCCAUUGACGAGAAUCCAGAAAGUCCUAUUUUGCCAGAGAAACCCGAGAGCAAGCUGGCCACCACCCGUCGUACAUCGGAACCGUCGUCCCCCUCGGGCCCCGGAAGCCUGGUCGACCCGUUCACCAGCAGCAUGAAUGCGCAAGGCACAGUAGCCGGUGCGCAGCCGUCGUCGUCAUCAGAAAUGUCUUCCCUUCUCAUCCGAAGCAAGACCGUCAGGUUCAAAAAGCCUUCCACGGGCGGCAGCAGCAAGAAAGCCGAGCCAAAGGACUCUGAGAGUCAGGACCAGGAGGAGGAGGCAGAACGUCGACGAAAAUCAUCUACCGAAAAGGUGUCUCCAACAUCGGACCACAACCCAGCUGCUGGUGGGGAUGCACCUUCUCUUCCUACUGUACCUAUCCACAUCAUUGACGUCGACGGAUCUGAUGCUGAUGAUUCUUCUGAUUCUGACAAGCAGAAGAAGCAAUCGCAAGAGCAGCAGCAAAGGACGGAGACAGUAGCGGCGGGCCCUGGGGAACCUGGGACUAUAUAUGUCACAAUUACGGACACUGCGAUGAUGGAAAGGGUGGAAACCAACAGCAGCAGAAGCAGUAAUGGUCGACAGCAACCCUUUACCGCUGCUGCUGCUAGUAGUGAAGAAGAGUCCACCAGAUCUAGAUCUGGAACCGGCGGAUCGAUGACGGAAGACGUUAGUAGUGGUGACAGGCCGUCCUUGAAAAGAUCCUCCUCAUCCUCAUCUUCACGACAUAAAAUCAAGUCCUGGUUCUCUUCUCAUAUCACCAAGGUAGAGAAGAAAACCGAAGGUACUGAUGCUGGUGGUGGUGGAGGUGCCAGCAGCGAAGUGGUAGUCACUGAAUCCAUCACCGAAGCUGCCUCCGCCUCUACCUCUACUUCCCCAUCCGGAUCAAGCUCAUCAGCCCUAAGUCUAAAAGCCAAAAUGAAGAACAAGCUCGCCCAUGGUCAAGACAAACUCAAGGUCAAAAUGGAUCACGCUGAAGAGAAGCUGAAGCGCGGCAAAGAAAAGUUGAAGGAGAAGAGCAAGGAAUUGUCGCUGCUGGCUAUCGGGCCGGUGAGGUUCAUGUGGAAGUUUGUCUUUGUGCUGGGUGUCAUUGGCGCGGUCUGGGGCGUGGGAAGUAUGAGGAGUAUGCUGGGGUGGACGUUCUUGCCAGUGACGAUGGUGGUGAGGGCUGCUGGGUGGGUUGGGGGUGGGUUUAAAGGUGCUUUUGCUGGUACUGGUGCUGGUGCUGGUGGGAAUGUUUGAAUGAUACUGGAUUUGUGAGGUCGUCGUACGAGCGGCGGACAGAGUUGGAGUUUUAAAAGUUGAAGAAAUGAUGAGAAGAGCUGAAGAAAAGUUGAAGGCGUGUUUGGUUUACCUGGGGCUGCUGAGGUCUAGUUUGCUUGUUGGAUGAAUGACGCUACGAUACCUGUUUCAUUACUGCUUAGUUGAAUAGAAU
This is a messenger RNA of Neurospora tetraspora, 3019 nucleotides long. RefSeq lists its product as uncharacterized. The coding region runs from base 229 to 2826 and encodes 865 amino acids. NCBI's taxonomy places the organism in Eukaryota, Fungi, Ascomycota, Sordariomycetes, Sordariales, Sordariaceae. Gene Ontology annotation, biological process: heme oxidation. The record is from RefSeq and is a predicted model, not a curated record. Gene Ontology annotation, molecular function: heme oxygenase (decyclizing) activity. The transcript has a single exon.